AUGGAAGGUAUUGUGUUAGAAACACUCCUCUCAACUUGCGUCAAAGUCAUGUUAAACAAGAUUGUUUCUAGUGAGUUCGUGGACAACUACAGGAGGACGAAGCUUGAUGUUUCGCUCUUGGAAAAUCUCAAGACAGAACUGCUCAGUUUUGAAGUUGUAGUUAACGAUGAUGCUGUUAGUGUCAAUGUAUGGUUGAAUAUGCUGAGUGAUGCUGUUUUUCAUGUUGACAUAUUAUUUGACGAAAUCAACACUGAGGCAUUGCGUUGCAAAGUGGAUGCAGCGAAUGAAACACUAACACCUACUUCUCAGGUUAUGAAUAAUUUUUCUUCUCAUUUUGAACGCUUAAAUAGGAUGGUCAUUAAUUUAAUUAAAGAACUAAAAGGCUUGAGUUCAGGAUGUGUACGUGUUUCUAAUUUAGAUGAUGAAUCUUGUAUUUAUGGAAGAGAGAAUGAUAUGAACAAACUUAACCAUCUUUUGUUGUUUAGUGAUUUUGAUGAUAGUCAAAUAAGAGUUAUUUCCAUUGUGGGUAUGGGAGGGAUUGGUAAAACAGCCCUUGCCAAACUACUUUACAAUGAUCGCGAAGUUAUGGAGAAAUUUGAGUUAAAAAGGUUUAUCUCAAAACAUCAUGAUGAUUUCAGGGUUUUCUCUAAACAUUAUGAUGAUUUCAGGGUUUUGGAAACCAUUCUUGAAUCUGUUACUUCUCAAACAGUCAAUAGUGAUAACUUGAAUACCGUUUAUCCAAAUUUUUUGUUAGUAUUGGAUGAUGUUUUGGAUGCAAGAUCUGUCAAUUGGACAUUACUUAUGGAUAUCUUAAAUGCUAUGAAAACAGGAAGCAUGAUCAUUAUCACAACACGAGAUGAAAGAGUUCCAAAAUCCAUGCAAACCUUUUUUUAUGUCCACUAUUUGAGACCUCUAGAAAGCGAAGAUUGUUGGUCUUUAGUUGCCAGACAUGCAUUUAGAACAUGUAACAACCAGCAACGAUCCAAUCUAGAAGAAGUAGGUAGGAAAAUGGCAAUAAAAUGUUAUGGAUUACCAUUAGCUGCAGUAGCACUUGCAGAUUUUCUUUGCAUCAAAUUGUCCCAGCCGGAUUACUUGAAUAAUUUCCUAAUACAUAAAAUUUGGGAAUUGGUACAUUAUGAUAUUCUACCUGCUCUACAAUUGAGCUACUGUUAUCUUCUGGAUCCUUUAAAACGGUGCUUUGAAUAUUGUUCAAUUUUUCCGAAGAAAUCCAUCUUAGAAAAAAAUGCGGUAGUUCAAUUGUGGAUUGCAGAAGGGUUGGUAGAAUCGUCCGCAGAUCAGGAAAAAGUCGGAGAAGAAUACUUUGAUGAACUAGUGUCAAGAUCGUUGAUACAUCGACGAUCUAUUGGCAAUGAGGAAGCAAACUUUGAAAUGCAUAGCCUCCUCCAUGAUUUGGCUACAAUGGUUUCAUCUUCAUAUUGUACCUGGUUGGACGGACAGAACUUACAUGCAAGGAUAGAUAAUUUAUCAUACAAUAGAGGACCAUAUGACUCUUUUAAAAAAUUUGAUAAAUUGUAUAGAGUAAAAGGUCUACGUACCUUUCUAGCAUUUCCAUUACAAAAACAACGGCCUUUUUGUUUGUUAUCAAACAAGGUAGUAAAUGACUUGCUGCCGACAAUGAAACAAUUACGUGCGUUGUCUUUGUCAAACUACAAGAGUAUCAUUAAGGUUCCGAAGUCUAUUGGAAAAUUGUUUUUCCUGCGGUACUUAAAUGUUUCUCACACUAAGAUUGGAAGGUUGCCUUCUGAAACAUGCAAGCUUUACAAUCUGCAGUUCUUGGCAGGUUGUACAAGGCUCAUUGAAUUGCCAGACCACAUAGGAGAAUUGGUCAAUCUGUGCUGCCUUGAAAUUAGUGACACUGCAUUGAGGGGGAUGCCAAUACAAAUAUCCAAAUUAGAAAAUCUCCACACUUUGUCUAACUUUGUCGUCAGUAAACGUAAUGAUGGAUUGAACUUUGCCGAGCUAGGAAAAUUUACCCACCUACAUGGAAAACUUUCCAUCUCACAACUACAAAAUGUUACUGACCCCUCUGAAGCUUUUCAAGCCAAUUUGAAGAUGAAAGAACGGAUAGACAAGUUAGCUUUAGAAUGGGAUUGUGGUAGUACUUUUUCAGAUUCACAAGUUCAAAGGGUUGUACUUGAAAAUUUGAGACCCUCAACAAAUUUGAAAAGUCUCAUCAUCAAAGGCUAUGGUGGAUUCAGCAUUCCAAAUUGGUUGGGUGAUUUUUUAUUUGGCAACAUGGUGUAUUUAAGGAUCUCGAAUUGUGAUAAGUGUAUAUGGCUUCCAUCCCUUGGAAAAUUGGGUAAUUUGAAAGAACUCAUUAUUGAUUCGAUGCUUUCAAUAAAGAGUGUUGGUACAGAGUUCUACGGAAGUGAUAACCCUCCUUCUUUUCAACCAUUUCCCUCCUUGGAGACUCUACACUUUGAGGAUAUGCCAGAAUGGGAGGAGUGGAACAUGAUUGGAGGUACAACUACAAAUUUUCCUAGUCUAAAAAGUUUGUUACUAAGCAAGUGCCCGAAACUGAGAGGAGACAUACCUGACAAACUUCCUUCCUUAACUGAACUUGAGUUAAGAGGAUAUCCUUUGCUGGUGGAGUCAAGACAUUCAGAUGAUAAUAGCAAUUUCAUAACUAUAAUUCCGUUCUCUCAUGUAAUCAGCCAACUGAUGCUCCCUCUCUAUUCUCUUCUACAGUUGACCAUAUACGACUUUCCAUUUCUGACGUCUUUCCCAACAGAUGGUUUACCAAAAACCUUGAAAUUUCUCAAAAUUAGUAAUUGUGAGAAUUUGGAAUUCCUUCAUGAUUAUCUUCACAGUUACACAUUGCUCGAGGAAUUGAGAAUAUCUUAUAACUGUAAUUCAAUGAUAUCAUUUACCUUGGGUGCUCUCCCUGUCCUCAAGAGUCUGUUUAUUGAGGUUUGUAAAAAUCUGAAAUCAAUAUUAAUUGCAGAAGACGGGUCGCAAAAUAGUCUCUCAUUUCUUAGAAGCAUCAAAAUAUGGGAUUGUAAUGAACUAGAUUCAUUUCCCCCAGGUGGAUUGCACACUCCAAACCUCAUUUAUUUUGCGGUGUGGAAAUGUCAGAAGCUCCCUUCACUUCCAGAAUCAAUGAUUAGUCUAACUAACCUUCAAGAAAUGGAAAUUGAUGAUCUACCAAAUCUUCAAUCAUUUGUCAUAGAUGAUUUGCCUUUCAGUUUGUGGGAACUGACUGUUGGCCAUGUUGGAGCUAUUUUGCAGAAUACUUGGGAACAUCUCACCUGUCUUUCAGUGUUGCGAAUUAAUGGAAAUAAUACGGUGAACACGCUGAUGGUGCCACUGCUACCUGCAUCGCUUGUUACACUAUGCAUAGGUGGUCUUAAUAAUACAAGCAUUGAUGAGAAGUGGCUUCAACAUCUCACUUCUCUCCAAAACCUUGAGAUUGUUAACGCCCCCAAACUGAAGUUGUUACCAGAAAGAGGUUUGCCUUCCUCUCUUUUGGUACUAAAUAUGACUCGCUGCCCAAUGCUCAAAGAAAGUUUGCGGAGGAAGCGAGGAAAAGAGUGGCGUAAGAUUGCUCACAUUCCCUCCAUAAUUAUCGAUGAUAAUUUGAUCACAUGA
This is a messenger RNA of Medicago truncatula (barrel medic), 3609 nucleotides long. Its product is annotated as putative disease resistance protein At3g14460. Gene Ontology annotation, molecular function: ADP binding. The coding region runs from base 1 to 3609 and encodes 1202 amino acids. The record is from RefSeq and is a predicted model, not a curated record. NCBI's taxonomy places the organism in Eukaryota, Viridiplantae, Streptophyta, Magnoliopsida, Fabales, Fabaceae. The transcript has a single exon.